GCGCCGCAGUCCCACGAGAAAUACAAGCACCUGAAUGCCACUCCCAAACAACACAAAAAGUAUCCUGUAGACGUAUAAAAGAAGUGGAGGGACAAAUACCCGCUCAUUCACUUCCCAAGUCAUCAUGAUUGUGCGGGUGCUGUUGGGCUGCCUCUGCGCAUGCUCUGCCCUCGCAGCUGCUGCUCCACAAUCAGAGUACAGAGUUCUGAGUGUGAAAACACAGGAAGUGAAAACAGAAACCCCAAGUGAAGCUGAUAUAAUUUCCGACACUAUUAUGAGCAAUUUGCCGUCGUUUUUGCGGUUGUUUUAUAAAAUACGACAUGGCAUUGUUAGUGACGAUGGCUCCUUCGAUUUCAACCAAACCAAAUCUUUAAUCAUGGACGUUGUGAAUAUUGUCAGCACAAUAGUAAACGCCUUGCAAGACAAUGACACUAACCAACAUUCUCCAAGAGAUUUACGGACAGUUGAGGAGAUUAUUUCAUUCUUUCUUCACUUGUUGCAAGCAACAAAUUCUCAAAAACAAGGCAACACCAAUAAAACCUUUAUUAAAGAUUCCACUUCAAUAAUCACUGAACCUGUGGCCACAGCAGACAGGUCUUCAGCCUCGCUGCAGGCGUCCUCACCCCUAGUGGACGUCCUUCAGGAUUCACAAGAUUCACCCGUACCCCCAACCAGUGUGCGCCAGUCAGCCGUGGCUCCACAGCAGGCAUCCCCAGCACCAGCCUCUCGACCAGGCGCAAAGGAGGUACAGUCCCAGAUGGAAGCAGACUUGGCAACAACCACAAAGCUGUCACAGAUUUCGGCUUCGUCCGCCCAUCCCGAGGCACCAAACAACAGGCAUUUUUUUCUGAAGGACGAAUAUGAGCAUCUCACUCAGAUUUCUCGGCACCGUGCAAACUACCCAGGGUAUUCCGUAAGGCUCCAGAUAUAAACCUGUGCGAGGGUACAUGUCAACAACCAACCACCUGGUGUUCCUUGUACUCCGUCCCCUUCAGUCGCCUUUUAAGACGCGUAGAGGACACGGUGGCAUUAUUCUUCCAACUACAGCCAUAGUGUGUGUGUGCUCCACAGGCUAAUUUAUGAUUAACUAUAUCGACCUCGGCCACCUGUUCACUCCUGUACUGUUGGCUGCCCUGCAUUCAUCUACAUGAUUCUCAAAUGGUCUCAACACGAAUUAGUGACUCGAGACGUAUAUUUUUUUUUUUAUGUAGCUCUAUAAUUUCUGACGGCUGCUAAAAAUAAUACUGUGUUGAUCAUUGCCUCAAAACCCAGUUACUCUAUCAGUUUUCUAGACAUGACUUUCAAGGGAUUUAUCUCCUCAAGAAAUAUCUCUUAACUAAUUGAUUACCUAUUACAUCUUUUACCUUUCUGUUCUCUUGCCAAACAUAUUAACCGACAUUCUACAAUACUCAUUCUUAAAUGGAGUACUCCUGAUAAGAUAAGCGAAAGUACAAAAGACAAAUUACAAAAUUUCUUGAAGACAACGAAGACAGGAUAACGUAAUACUUCAUUUUAUAUAUAUAUAUAUAUAUAUAUAUAUAUAUAUAUAUAUAUAUAUAUAUAUAUAUAUAUAUAUAUAUAUAUAUAUAUAUAUAUAUAUAUAUAUAUAUAUAUAUCACACACACCCACACCAGAGUAACCCAAAUGCCCUGAAGGUGGUCUGACCAUAUACACAACUACCAGUAGACCUGCAUCCUUUCUACCCUGUGUCUGUCAUUCUCGUCUCUCUCUCUCUCUCUCUCUCUCUCUCUCUCUCUCUCUCUCUCUCUCUCUCUCUCUCUCUCUCUCUCUCAAACGUUCAGGCCAACUUUUACAAUCACACACGCACACACACACACACACACACACACACACACACACACACACACACACAUCACGCGAAGCGCAGGUGGAGAGGUCAUUACUCUCUUGGGUCUACGGAUUAACUUCUGGAGAGCGAGAGAGAGAGAGAGAGAGAGAGAGAGAGAGAGAGAGAGAGAGAGAGAGAGAGAGAGAGAGAGAGAGAGAGAGAGAGAGAGAGAGAGAGAGAGAGAGAGAGAGAGAGAGAGAGAGAGAGAGGGGGAGGGAGGGGGGGUGACGAAGGAAGUAUAUGGAGCAUGGGGGGUCGGGGAUAAAUGUGGAGUGGGAGAGGAAGAAGGCAGGUAUAGCAUGCACGUCAAAGGCAGCUCUAGCCAAUGAAAGCUGCCAUGAAAAAAAAAAAAAAGACAAGUCGCUUUUGUUAGAAAUAGGAAAGCUGCUUCAUCAAGUAGGGAGCCGUCUUUACAGUGAAUACCUCAGUCAUUACCUGAUUAUCAUUUCCCAUUAAAGUGAAUCUCCGUCUUCACAAGAACCUGUAUGAUCGCACGGUUCAGUAUGGCGUGGAUGUUCUUUCCACACACUUAUUGCGACCAAACCACUUGUGGACUUUCUCGAGUUUUCGAAGAGGAGUAGCCUAUAGCGGUGAAUGGUUGGGGUGCUGUGAAUUUAGUAACCCGUUACUUAGCUGACCAGCUGACCGAUUAGACGGCAUUACUUGAAGUUGUCUUACCGGUUACAAGUUUUCACUCGAGAUACUGACUUAACACAUUGAACUAUUUAUUUAUUUAUUUUUUUUACUAGUGAAAGGUGUGAAAGUCGACAGCAAGAAACUGAAAGUAUUGGAUUAUUUUAUGUGUUGCAUGUAAGAGCCGAAUGUUAAUAAAUUUCAGGAAUUUUCCUAACCAGUAGAUGCUUCUGUAAUCAUAAUAAUCUUACUAUGUGGCCUUUUUAGUGAAGUGAUCAAUAAAUUAUUCUGGUGUGUAGUUUAUUGGUAAUUCCAAUUUUCUGUCUACAAAGUGCAACCUAUAAUGAAAACACUUUUUAUUUUUUAUUUAUUUAUUUUUAUUUAUUUAUUUAUUUUUUUUAUAUUUAACAGACUAUCAUUAUUUCCCUCUCGACAUGUACACGUGGCCAUUACCUGGUAUUGUAAAGAAAAGCAUACCUAAUCUUUCUUUGGUCCUGUCUUCGUGUUGGGAAAGUGACGUCGAGAUGCCUUCCUUGAAUUGGAACGGUGUGGUUGAGGUGGAUGCACGGUUCUCAUUAGUGCGUUCUUUUACGUUGCCAGAUGUUGUACGUUCUAUGGAUGAUAAUUCUGAAACUUCAUCUUCUGCAUCGUCAGUUGGAGGUCUAAAGAACAGAUUGUAGCGAUGAGAAGUAAAUCGUUGGUGUUUGUCUUUCAGCCUCGCAUCAGGUUGUGUUUUCUCAGAUCUGUCUGUUGUUCUUGUUUCCAGAAUCUCUGAACCCUCCUCUUCUAUUGAUGCAGCAGCUUUCAAGGGAGGUAGUUUAUCCUGUUCAUGUUCACUGUAGACUGAAGAGUUAUCAUGUAGGCUUUUUGACGAUGGAAUGUUGUACUCGAUCUGGAUUGGCUUAGGACUAACACCUGAAAUACUGAAGUCAGUCUCGAGGAACGACUCUGAGAGGGGCGUGUGAUCUGGAAGGGGGCGUGUGGUCUGGGAGGGGCGUGUGGUCUGGGAGGGACGUGCGAUUUAAGAGGGGGGUGUGGCCUGGGAGGGACGUGUGAUCUGGGAGGAGCGUGUGGUCUGGGAGAGGAGUGUGGCUAUCAAGCAAGUCAGUGUAGUCCGGUAUUGUUUCUAGCACAGGAGGUGUACUCUGUCUAGGAUUCUUUAAUUUAUCUUUCCUUUUUUGUACGAAAGUGAGCAACACAUUGCUGAAAAACUCCAUUUCAUUCAGCAAAUCUUUUUCCCUCUGGUCGAUUCCAUCAUUUCUGACUUGCGUCUUUAUGACUGCUUCCAUGAGAGGCAUUAGGAACCGUAUCAUCACUUCCAAAUUUAGCAGUUGUGUUUCAUUCAUCUCUUCUAUUAAACUUUCGAAAAGUGGUUUGAUUUCAGGCAGCGCCAGAAGCAGUACGUCGACAAUCUGCCUCAGAUCAAUUACACGUCUAAGAUUUCCACUGCUAUCUUGGAACGAUGGAGUUCCCAGGGGUGCUGCCGCUCCUCCCUGCACGUGAGCCAUCACCACCGCCGCCACCACGCACGAAAUUGUCACCUG
Messenger RNA from Scylla paramamosain (green mud crab), 4026 nucleotides. RefSeq lists its product as uncharacterized. The transcript has 2 exons. The record is from RefSeq and is a predicted model, not a curated record. Lineage: Eukaryota; Metazoa; Arthropoda; Malacostraca; Decapoda; Portunidae. The coding region runs from base 125 to 931 and encodes 268 amino acids.